AUGACUCAAAUUUCAGAAAUUAUUCUUUUGGGUUUCGGGGAUCUCCACGGCCUUCAGUUUCUUCUUUUUGGGCUAUUUCUAGCCAUUUAUGUGAUGACUCUUCUGGGUAACAUUGUAAUUCUCACAGUGGUAUCAACUGAUGGCUCUCUUCACACACCCAUGUAUUUCUUUCUUGGCCACUUCUCCUUCCUAGAGAUUGGCUACACCACAACAAUUGAGCCCAUAAUGCUGAGGACACUGUUAUCAACUCAUGUGCCUAUCUCCUUUCCAGCCUGUGCUUGUCAGUUUUAUUUCUUUGCUUCUCUGGUGGCGACAGAAUGCUUCUUCCUUGCUGUAAUGUCUUAUGAUAGAUACAUAGCCAUCUGCAAUCCACUACACUACUCCAGUAUCAUGGACUCCUGGGGUUGUUUCCAGCUAGCAGUGGCCUCUUGGUUGGCUGGAUUUCUGGCACCUAUCCUGCUCAUGAUCUACAUUUUUCGUUUAACAUUUUGUUCUUCCAAUGAGAUUGACCACUUCUUCUGUGAUUUGAAGCCCAUCAUGAAACUGGCCUGCACUAAUACUCAAGUAGCUGAAAUGAUUUCUUUUAUAUGUACCUCAUUAUUUGCUCUUGGUCCUUUCCUACUGACCUUGGUUUCCUAUAUGUACAUCAUUUGCACCAUUCUGAGGAUCCCUUCUACCACAGGGAAGCAGAGGGCUUUCUCUACUUGUUCGUCCCACCUGAUAGUGAUCAGUCUCUAUUAUGGGACUCUGGGCAUUGUCUAUGGCUUCCCAUCAAUGCCUCAGUAUGAACAUGUAUUGAAGUUGCUUUCUUUACUGUAUACAGUGUUUACCCCUGCUGCCAACCCUAUUAUUUAUUCUCUAAGGAACAAAGAUGUGAAGGUAGCACUGAGAAAAUUGACAGGAUGGCAUACAUAUUUGGUCGAAGAAGGUUGA
Messenger RNA from Arvicanthis niloticus (Nile rat), 933 nucleotides. NCBI's taxonomy places the organism in Eukaryota, Metazoa, Chordata, Mammalia, Rodentia, Muridae. The record is from RefSeq and is a predicted model, not a curated record.